This is a messenger RNA of Paramuricea clavata, 13597 nucleotides long. Lineage: Eukaryota; Metazoa; Cnidaria; Anthozoa; Malacalcyonacea; Plexauridae. The record is from the annotation of a GenBank genome assembly.
AACCGGUUGGUAUGUUUUUCUUGCACCAUUCGACAAAUUGGGACUUUGUAAACUGCUACAAAUUCUUCUAAUUUGCCAGUUUUAUGCAGCACGGCAAUAGUGCAAGCACAUAUUGCACACUCCUUAUAUCAAUUGCUGUCGCAUACAAACCUCUUUCCAGUCAACCGAAUUUCAACUGUGUGCACUGCUGGAGUUGUAAGGGAAAUAGCAGUUCUCUGGUUUUCGUUGUUGGGAAAGGGGCCUGUAGUGAUUGACAGUUUACAUAAUUUAGAGAAUAAAUUAUAAUGUGCGGGAAAAUAAGAACACAUGUAAUUAGGGUGCGAAGGAGAAAACAUUUAGUUUGUAUCUAGUAAGUAAGUAAAUGAAAAUAUAUAACUAUAAAGAUUGUUUGAUUACUACAUUGGCGAUGAGGAUAAAUUAUGGCAAUGAAUGGCUUACAGCCAAUGCCUUUGUUCGAACCGAAAGCUGAUCCAACGAAUACAAGCGCUUGAUGGACACAGUGGAUUCAAUGUUUUAACACAGAUUUAGUCACUUCAAAUGUGAAGGACACUGCACAUAAAAGAGCACUAUUAUUGUAUCAAGCUGGACCUGAAGUUCUUGAAAUAUUCAAAACAUUACCUGACACAGGAUGCCCUCACUGCAUAUUUUGAACCAGAGAAAAAUCGAAUCUAUCAAACAUAUAUGUUUAGACAAGCAUCUCAACAAGAUAAUGAAACCAUCGACGAAUUUCACACAUGCUUGAGAUGAUUAGCAAAACAUUGUGAGUUCCUGGAUGUUGAAUUCGAAAUGCAAAUUGUGUGCAAUGGUACAUCCUCGAGACUGCGUAAGAAAGCAUUAAAAGAAAGCAAUUAUUCACUCAAAGAUAUGUUGAUCGAUGGUCGAAAAUCAGAAAACUGUACUGCACAAGCCAGUGGCAUGGAAGAAAAAAUUAAGGAUGUACAACUUAAUCAAGUUGAGAGAAAACCUGCUCAAUCUAAGUGUUAUAACUGUGGAUUUGCUUACCCUUACUUGCAUAGUCUUUGUCCAGCCGAAAAUUGAACUUGUAACUUGUGUGGCAUACUUGGUCAUUUCGCUACAGUGUGUCGAAUGAAAGAAUCACGUCGUUUUUCCAAGCCACAAAUAGCACAAGAAUCGCCUAGACAAUGAGAACAACCAAACAAGCUGUUUAAAUCCGAAUCCACGAGAAACAAGUGAAGAAAUCAUGUACAGGCUGUCAAAAAACAUCUCGAUUCAUCGACAGAGACCAGUUCUGAGGAAGAUUAUGUUUAUACUGUGGAAAACAAAAGUGACCCAAAGACGAGAGCAAAAAUAUGAGUUAAUUCUGUUGAAAUCAAUUUCAUCGUUGACACGGUAGCAACAGUUGAUGUUAUCGACUCCAAAACCUAUGAUCACCUCAAGUCGAGCAUCAGAUUAUGCAAAAGUAUGACCAAGAUAUUUGCUUAUGGCUCAAACAAACCACUACCUCUUAAAGGUGAAUUUCAGGCAAUGGUAGAAUCGAACAAACGUUAUACUGUCUCUGUUAUUCACGUUGUCAAAGGCAGCUCUGGAAAUUUACUUAGUGCGAAAACGGCUCAAGAUUUGGCAUUAAUUCAAUUAGUAAACAAGGUCAGGGAACUUGAAACACCACCAAAACCGGAAGUGUCUAAACUGAAAGUUUCUAAACCAGAAACUCAGCCCAUACUGCCCGGAAACAUGCGCUUGAAACACCACCAAAACCGGAAGUGUCUAAACUGAAAGUUUCUAAACCAGAAACUCAGCCCAUACUGCCCGGAAACAUGGAGAACACAGAUAAACAGCAGCCUACCCCUCAUGCAUCGAUGCCAAAAUGCGAAGACCAAGAGAUCCAGAAGAUUAUUGAUAAAUACGCAACUGUUUUUGUUGGUGAAGGGAAAUUGAACACGCAACAAGUUGGGUUACAUAUUGAGAAUAUUAAACCAGUGGUUCAACUGCAGCAUCAUAUACUAUACCAUAUAUGCAAUGACGUACCAAAGCUUUACAGAAAUUGGUUGUGGAAUAUACAUUCGAAAAAUCUGUGACCAACCUACCCUGUGGAUUUCACCAAUUGUGUGUACUCCAAAGAACGUCAGUGGAACACAAAUCUGCGUUGACAUGAGAGCAGCCAACCAAGCGAUUAAGCAUGAAAGACACAUUAUGCCAACACUUUCUGAUUUCCGUGCAGAAAUGAAUGGAUCAAAAUAUUUUUCAAAAAUUGACCUCAAACAGGUGUACCAUCAACUGGAAUUGAAAGAAAAAAGUCAGUACAUAACUACAUUCUUGACGCACAAAGGCCUAUUUUGCUACAAACGACUGAACUACAGAACGAACAGUGCGCCAGAACUUUUUCAGAACAUUUUGCAACAAAAUCUUAGUGACAUUCGUGGAGUAAAGAAUAUUGCAGAUGACAUCAUGGUUCAUGGGAAAAUGCGAAAGCAACAUGACAAAUCAUUAGAGAACUGUUUGAAAUGACUAGUUCAACUCAACUUAAAAACAAACCAUGAGAACUGUAGUUUCCUUGUGCAAUGAGAUUAAUUUCUACAGUUUAAUUUUUACAGCAAAUGGAACAAGACCAGAUCCAGCAAGAAUUGACAAUUUAGGUUGUCGUGUUUGGGGAACACAUGUCGUGAGUAUGUUCCAGAGUAUGCCGUAAUUACUACACCAUUGCGGGAUCUCACAAAGAAAAGUGUUGCUUUCAUUUGGAACCAUAUUAACACCCCUCUCUUGGUGGUCUUACACAAAAUUUAGCUAUAAAAUGGUAAAUUUAUCGCCAAAUUUGAAAAUUACUGAAAAUGUAAUCAUUAUUCUCUCCAUCGUAUUCCGAGUUUUUUCCUUCGAAACAUGCACAAAAAUGAAGAAAAUGGCAUUUUUAUUAGGGUUACCACAAAAUUUACUCAUAGGAACAGCCUUGGCAACCAUUGUUUACACCAAAAAACCUCUCUUAAUUCUGUUUAUUUCAAAACCAAUCUAUGUAGUACCCCUCCCCCCUCUGGGGAUAAUUGCAUACCAAACUGCUGACCAUUUUUACCGUCAACAAAAAUGAAUAUUUGCAUAUUUUUUUGCUCAAAAUCGCCAUUAUGUAAAUUUUCAUCGCGGAAAUUGUUCCUGAUUUUUACUGAUUCUUUGACGUUUUACUGUUCUACAUUAUUCCUAUUAUAUUUCAAUUUUUGUUGAGAUGCCUAAGGAUUAUAAAAGGUAGAAAAAACGAAAGUUUUCAGGCAAUCUACGAUACCGAACCAAUGAAUAAAGCGCUUGUUGAUAUUAAUGUAAAUACUGUCGAAAAUGUAGCACUCUCGAGCCACUAUUUAAAACUCACAAUUCACUUUAGAUAACGUUCUUUAUUUAAUAUAAACUAUAAACUCACAUCACUGUAUAUAAACGCUCACUAGAACUCGUGCUCAGUAGUCACUAUAUAAAAGUAAAAUGAAGUUUUCUACACCCUCCCUCAUGCAUAUUGUUGUUAAAUCAUAUACAUGUCUAAUUAUAGAAAACUCAACAGUAACUGUUCGACCUAGAGUUCAAUUAUGUUAAUGUAAGGAAGUGGUCAUUAUUUAUGGGAGGGGGGGGGUUGGGAAAUGGGGAAAAUAAGGAUUGAAAACUUUUUUGACCCCCCCCCUCCAGACUGAAGGCAAACUUUUUGUGCCUCCCCCCUCAUAAAAGUAGAAACUUUUCUGACCCCCCCAGUGUGGAUUGAAAAAUUAACAGCAAUGAAACGGGGGGGUGUUGCAGGUAAAGUUAAAUAUUAGGACAAUCUGUUUAAUCUAGUUCAUGAUGUUUUACCCUGGUGAAUAUGAUUCACCAUAUAUGAUUAAAAAUAUAUAUUAUGUGUUACUACUUUGCAAUGCAACAUUUGUCCUACCAUAACCAUGACCCGUCUUCAUACAGUGAAAUGAUUUGAACACAGGGUUUUUUUAAGAACAUGUCUGGGGGGUGGGCAUCUACAAAAAGGGAUCAUACUAUAUUGAGUGUGGAGAGAUGACAGAUGGUUGUUGGUGACAAAAAGUUUGGUGUGCUAUUGUAUGUAUUAGUAGGGGGGUCCGGGGGUAUUCUCCCCCAGGAAAUGUUUUGUAUUUUUCCACCCCUAGAACUGAAAUGUGAACAUUUUCUGAAACAGAUUAUUGGAUAUACAGCUUUACAUUGUGCGUUGAUAGACCAAAUCUGAUCAGUUAAGUGCACUUGCAUGGUAUGUUUAUGUAAAUACCACAACUGGGUCAAUCAAGGGGUAGAAAGUUUGUUAAACUUAGUGGGUCCAACUCCCAUGAUCGCGAGGCGCUACCAUGGUUGACGCAGAGCAGGGAAAUUUUGAAAAUUUGAGUCUCUAGAUCGUUCGAAAUAGUAUUUUGCUAUUUGUGGUUAUAGAAAUCAGAAUUCUAGACAUGGUAUUUAAGUUCAAAAACUUUUGACCCCCCCCCCCUUCUGUGUUAAAACUUUUUUGACCCCCUAUUUAUAAGGGUAAAACUUCGUUUCCCCCUCCCAUUCCCCCUCUCCCAUUUCCCCCGCCCUCUCCCCAUAAAUAAUGACCACUCCCUAAUGUUCAGAUAUAAGAUAAUUAUUAAUCAAGUGUCUGUUCAUCACAUAACUGUUCGUAAAUCCAUCUCCGAGCCUCGGCAGCAGCAUGUCUUUUCAGCAUGAAUCUGGGCGGAUUCAGCUGGACUGGCUUCUGGAUGAUAACAUUCUCCCCAUCCAUCCGUUUAAAAGUGUCACAGCUUAGUUCAAGAGGAUACAAAUGUUGAAUGGCUCUUUCCAACUGGUCUCAUAAUAGCUUGUAAUCGUUCAAACUGCCCUCACAACCAGGGGGCUCGACUUAAAUUGAAACGUCAUGAGAUUGUGUAAGUCCGGAGACAGUUAUUUAACUCUUCAUCUCUGCACACACAUCUCACCCACUUUGAGGCAGCCAAAAACGUGGAACCAUUAUCUGAGUAGAUAAUUGAGGGUCUUCCUCGUCUAGCGAUAAACCUUUCAAGCUCUUCAGGAAUUCAGUUGUUUCGAGGCUUGGUAGCAGGUCAAGGAACAUGCAUUUCGUUAUACUACAAGAACACUGCACGAUGUACGACUUAGCUUCUUUGUUCUUCUUACGAUAUUUCACAGGUCCUGCAAAGUUAACCCCAAUGACAUUGAAAGGGUUAGAUUGCGCAGUUCGACACUUUGGAAGCAGGCCAGGAGCUGGCAGAGCCCGAAAACGUUUACAUUCCCAACAGUUCGAAAUAAUCUUCUUCACAAGCUUUCUUAACCUGCGGACCUAGUAUCUUUCACAGACCUUGGCCAUCACGAUACCGACACCGCUGUGCAAAGUGGACACAUGGGACCGAUGCACGACUUUCGCUGUGAACAAUUCCUUAUCCGGUAAAUAGAUAGGAUAUUCCCCUUGAAUACACCUGUGGCAUUCCCAGAUCUCAUCUUCAUUUAACUUGAGCCGUAACUGUUCUUUAUCCUCUAAGAACGUCGGAAGGCUUUUCACUCGCUGUUGUGCUUGUUUCACCAUGAGCGUUUCUUGCUUCACAUAUUUGUCCGUGGAGAUUUCACCCGUUUCUCUGCUAAAGGUCGACAAUUGUUGAUGAACCGUGCUACAUAACACAUCACUCUUAACGCCUUACACAAAUCUAACUUCUCCAGUACUCUAUCGACAAGACUGUUCGCCCUUUUGACACCAACUGCGAACAGCUUGCGUUGGACUUUCCUUUCGGCCUCACUCGUUUCGCUUGGUUUCGUCACAAGAUUGGGUGGCCAUUGGCAUUUGUUCGACAACCAAUCAGGACCAUUCCACCACAAUUUGUUACCAUUGACAUUACGCCCCCUGCUCCCAGAUCCACUGGAUUGUCAUUGGUAGGCACAUGUCGCCAGACUAUGUCUUCAUGGCUUUUCAUUUUCUUGACUCGGUCACCUCCCCCACCGCUCGCGCAGCCAUGCACAGCCAUCCACAACUCCUCCGCGAUCCAUCCGCCACAUCCUCCGCAAGCUCACUGCACCCACCGCAUCCCACACGCUUUUUUGAGUCUUCCUGAAGGGCUAGACAGAAUCCGUAUGUGAGCUAAUUGAAAAAAGCCAGGGGAAAGGUAAAUGGUUUAAAGGAAAUGUGUAUAAGUAAAGGUAUGGAUUUAUUUUGUGAGAUUAUAGGAAGGGAUAGUUACAGGGAUCUGGACAUCAUUCAGGUGGCGUGCUUAAACUCCAUUGGUUGGGACUUUGAUGAAGGGGUUCUAAAUUGGGAGUUAUUAUGCGGUAUGGAUUCUCCUUUUGUAAAGACCCUUCUGGUGUACCAUGAAAAGUUGUAUCCACCCUGGGAACCAAGGAAGAGGAGUAAGAACAUGGAGCUUUUUGAAAUAGCGGAAAAGGAGUACUUGAAUUCCCUUGGUCCGAAGGAGCCUGAGCCUAUAGAAUUUCCCAACAAAAAUUUUUGUUUUGAAGGGCAUAAACAUCAGUUUGUCGCAGUGGAUGGACAAAGGACAUGUAAUGAUUGUGGGCUGGUGGUUGGUCCUGUGUGUUGACUGCAGUUUUUGAUAAGUAGCAUUUACCAUCCUUACCGAUGUAUGCUACCCCGUUUUCGUCAAAUGAUAACCAAUGUUUACUAAUGUCUAUCCGGGAGAAGUCUUUAGGGAAUUCGCCAUCAUUUGGGUUUAGUCUGUAAUUAUUCUUGAAAAGCAUUCUGAUGUAUUCUGCUUUUAAUUCGUUGGAUGAUCCGACUGCAUACAAACGGUUUGUUUCCUUUUUUCUCUUCCUGAAUGUGUCAUUCCUGUUUUCCUCCCAAACGGUUGACAUCCACACAUCGUCGUCUUGCCUGUUCAAGUCGUCCAGACCGGCCUGGAAGCUGUCUUCGUCAAUGGGUGUUUCGGCGAUAGCACCCUCAUCACCUCCUUUAGCUCCUUCCAGUUGGUUAAGGUUGUCCAUCUCUAUGGUAUCCAUUUUUAUUUAAGUCUAAAGAUAAUUCCUGUUCAUAAUACCUUCCCAGAAUGUCCUCCCCAUCCUCCAGAUCCUUAAGACUGUGCAUGUUGGGAUCUCCCCGAAAUACUGCCGUGACGGUAUACAGUUUGUUGUCAAAAUUGGGUUUGUAUCCCUUUUCAAAGGUCUUGUGCUUUAUUUCCACCCUGACAUGAUCCCCAACCUUAAAUUUAGGAUCCGGAAAACUGCUUAGUGGAUAUCCGUAGAUUCUUGUCCAAACUUCAUCCUUGUUUUCCUCAUUCACAUCCGCUGGUUUCAUUCCUAUUGUUCUGUGUGUGGAAUUAUUAUAGGAUCUAAUGAGAGCAGGUAAGAUGCCCACCCAAACUUUCGUCCUAUUUUUUGUAAAGUAUUUCCACAUCCUUGUCUUCAGAGUCCUAUUGAAUCUUUCAACAAGUGCAGCUUUCCGGAAGGUCCUUGUGAAAAAGUAGUGAACAUCAUGAUCCUUUAGCAACGUCUUUACUCCUACAUUGUAGAAUUCCUUUCCAUUGUCGAACUGUGCCGUUUUAGGAUACCUACCGAACCUUUCCUUAAAUUGUAUGAGCACAUUUUCAACAGCCUUUGUCAUGCUUUCGGUAUUUUUUCUCCAUACGGGAAUUGCGAACGCAUACCGGCUCAAAACCUCUAUGACAGUAAGAAUCCAACGGUUUCCCUUAUUCUUAUGACUGAACUUACUCAUAUCCACAAAGUCCUUUUCAAUUUGCUGUGCAAGUCCAUCCACAUAGGUCCUCUGGGUCUUGUAAUGUUUUCUGGACGGUUUGUGAAUAAUGUAGGUGUUUUGUGUCUGUAACCAUUCUUUAACAUUUUUCUAACUCCCUUUAUGCCCUUUGCACUUUGGUAUAAUUUUUCCAUCGACAUGUACCCACCAUUAACGUUAAAGUAUAUUUCCCGAAGGGCUACAUCCAAUGCCAGACUCAUUUUAUUCCCUGUAAAUAAAACAAGAAGAAGAUAACAGUCUAUGUUGAAGACGGAGGGGUUAGCCUGGAUAUACAGAAUCCACUGAUCCUUACCCACAGAUCCGAGCUUUAUGUGAAAACUGUCGCUGUGUUUUGGAAUUAUAAGAACAUUCGUAAGGGAUACAAUGACUACAUCUCCGUAGAUGGGAAGAAGAUUAUGAUAGAUGAAGGGUACUGGACCUUUAAACAGCUUAGGAAAGAGCUGGAGAGAAACGGAUUAACACUUGAGGAAUAUCCCGGUGGAAGAAUAAGGAUGACUUUGCUAAGGGAACAAAUUCCGCAGGUCUCCGGAAUCUUACGAGUAUUUUGGGAUAUCGGUCCUCCAAUGGUCCUACAUACACCCCACACAUCAGCGAUCGUUCCAUAGACAUCCAUGAAGACUUGCGUUACCUAACAGUCAGCUGUAACCUUGUGAAUCGUGAGCAUAACAUCGGACCGUACAGAAAUCGGAGUACCGUCAUCACUUCCCUUCCCAUCAAUGGAACCAGACCCCUCUUCGGGACUACAACGAAAUACAAUGACAUUGAAAGCCAAGUACGGGUGGAUGCUGGUAAAUACAGUGAAAUUCGGUUUGAAAUUGGGUCUAAUACUGGAGCUGUUCCCGGAGAUGUCUUGCUAGAACUUUAUAUCAAAUAAAAGGAUGAGUGAGGAUAUCUUCCGAAACUACUACGGAAAGAAUUAUGAGAAGGUUAAGGCAGCAGCACCCGUUGAAAUCCGGAAAAUGAAGGCAGACUUCAUAAAAAAGUAUCCCAAUGCAACCCUAUCCAAGUUCGACUUUAAUGUUACCUUUGCCAAGGAUGGGACCGUAGAGUCCAGAGACAUCUUCUAUAAAGUGGAUGACCUCACAAGCUAUGAUAUUACAUCCGACACAUUCCGCACAAAUCCGGAGUGGCCUAAGUACCUGUACUGGGUAGAGGGAUGGCGAAGUGUUUAUCCGGAUGCAAUGUUCCGUCCAAAGGAUUUCAAGAUGGAUGUGCAUACCUUUAGGGUCUAUGUUACAGAGACAGAAAAUUUCCUGACGAAACUGGAGCCUAUUAAACCAGUAUACGAUAAACCCCCCGAAACCUUUAUCAACACUAUACCUUUUGAUUACCAUUCGAACUCUUAUUUCUCCUCCCUAGCAGCAUGCUAUGUUGCUAUGUUUAAGUCCGGAAUUUCUGCGGAUCAUGUUACAAACAAUUUUCCAAACUCACACUCCAGUAUAGUAACCUCCAUUGUUCGCUUCCAUCUUCAUUUUCACCUAUCAAGGUUCAUGCGUAACCCGAAACUUCUAGACCAAUACCUCACAGGAGAUGAUAAAUGGACUAUUAGGAAGUAUACACCCAUACGCGAAACAUGGGAGAAAAGGUUGGAUUCUUCCCACACAAACAUUGGAACAUGGUACUACAGCUUACCUGUUAUGGAGGUUCAUUUAUCGAAUAUGAAUACCUAACUGGUAGAUCACCCUUCGAUGCUGAAAAUGACUAUAAAACCCUUAUUCCCAAAACAUCCUGGGGACUUACCAGAGUUGGACAGAAAUUAUUCCAGCAGUCUAUCGAGGCGUUCGUGUAUUCUGUAUUAGGGGCACAAGCCAAAACCAGGUGGAGUAUCACAGGUCAGGGUGCAAAAAGUUUGCAGACACAGGUUUUCCGGAAGGUGGUAAAAGAUACAAUUGUACAAGACGAUGUGAUAGUUACCAUUUCCAACAUGAGGAUGGCUAUUGCUAAUACCCACGUCAUCCUAAAUUUUGCAAUCAUGCCGGGUUUAAUUCUAAUUCCUUCAGACCUGAGGAUUUUAACAAAACCUAUUCCAGGAUUCAGCAACGUCCUAACGGUAGCUAAAAACAGGAUGACGUUCGGAAAAAAUGAGAAGGUGAAUUAUACAAGUAAUCCCGUUCCUACCCCCACAAAUAAUAUAGACGAAAGCCAUGACAUUACACCGGUUCCUGUUGUGGAGGACUUUAAACCCCCGGAAUUAAGGCAGAAAUCUGAUAAUCAGAAUAUUGCUCUUGGGACAGUGGCAGUAGCAUCCUUUGGACUUGCAUACCUAGUAUUUUGACGUUAAAUAAAAUGAGCAUCUUAUUCGGAUACGAUUACUUUGAUACAACAGCAGAAGACCUAAAUACCUUAAAACGGAAGUUGACAACAGUUGAGAAGGCACAGCAAAGGAACACGGCAGAGGUUGUCAAACAUACGAACGAUAUCAUAAAGUUAAACAGUUUGGGAGAAAACACGGUUCAGUACGACUUUUCCCAAAUACCUGGGUAUCCACCCGGAUUUCUACAAACACCCACCAAUACAGACACAGAUAAGAAGAAUACAAAAUUUAUGGUAUUUAGUGUCAGUGGUAAUGAAAUAAAUUAUUCGAGCUCAUCCCCUCUGUACGGAUUCUACGAAACGAAUAGGGGGGCGAUUGUCAUAUUUACAGUUGACCAGAGGAGUAAAAUUAUCCGGACAUCCUUUUCAUUCAUAGUUAACAGCACAAACAUCCAGAUCCAGGGUGUUGAAUUUAAGGACAUAGAUUCCGCCGGAAACGUAACCAACAGAUCAAAAGCUACAACCGUAAAUUGCUUCCCCUUGACAACAUAAGAUUUUUAAAAUCUUUUUGUAAGAUUUAAAAUAUUCGUUUUAAUCCAUAAGCACCGCCAACACCCAGUAUACCCACUGUCAACACCGCAUAUCUCUUCAUUUCGUCCGAUGGUUGAUAGUAAUCCUCCAAUUUCGGUCUGCUUUGGGAUGCUGUACUAUCCAUAAGCCUCAUAUAAUCCUUCAGGUCUUCCAGGGCCCUGUUUGUUUCCUCGAUAUCCUUGUUAGCAUCCAGAAUCUCAGCCCUCCGUCUUGCCUCGUCAUUCCUACGCUUCACCUCAGAUUCGUAAAACUUCUCCUUGGCUUUUGCAAGCUUCUCUAAGGCUUGGUUAUGUCUUUUUACCUCUUCCUUGUAGCCUUGUCCAUUCAACUGGGAGAAUAGGAAACUGGCUCCAGCAAAGGCCACAGCAUUAAAGAGUCCUCCAACCACAACAGAUGUCAUUCUUUAUUUGUCAAUUACUUUUGGGAUGUAUCCCUUAUCCUUCAGGUAUCCUAUGGCAAAUGCACUUCCGGCUACGGCACACUUUGCUGCUCCUUCCAUAGUCAUCGGUGCACCUAGGCUUUUUCCGGCAACCGUUCUGGCAAGGUAGGAUACCCCAACAACCCCGGUUGUCAGUAGUGCGGCGUCGUACAGUUCGUUGAUCACUAUGUUUUUUAUUAUAGUAGAACUAUUUCUCCUUCAGCUUCUCUUCCAGGAUUAGAGAGAAUCUUCUUUCCAGGGUGUUGAGCACCCUGUCUUCACUUUCCUUGUGUUCAGCUUCCGUUGCCUCGCAUUUGGCUUCCUCCACCUUAGCCGCAUGGAUGUAAAUAAGAUAAGUUCCGGCUGCUACGGAAAAGGUCAAUAUGUCCAAGAAUAACUGCGACAUUGUUUUACUAUACUCAGUCAAAAAAAUCAGGACCUUUUGGUGUGAUAACAGCAGGUUCCGGUUCCUCUACAAUCUUAUUUUCCUCUGGUCUCUCAUCCUUUUCCUGACUACUGUACCACAUGAAGUAAAGGGAUCCAAGCCAUACGGCGAUACCCACUACCAAACCGACGCUCUCUAGGGUGACUAUUGACCCAUCACCUUUGUCCUCUGUGUCCGUAAUGCUCUGCUCCUCUUCUUUGAUAGCUUCGAGUUGUGCCUUCUUUCUUGCUUUCGCUUCCUUACUGAUGCUAGCAAGCCUACGUCCGGAUUCCACCCUUCUAGGAUCCUUGACGUGAGUCUUUACUGGAUUUGAUACAGGUACUGCUGUCGUAUCUGGAUUCUCUUCAGACAUGGUUCCUUUUAUUUAUAGUAAAAAGUUGACUAAAUUGUAAAAGGUAAAAGGUAGUUAAGACUAACCUUAAAUCUAGUCAAAAGUUAGUUAAGACUAACCUUAAAUCUAGUCAAAAGUAUCUUAUGACUACAUUUGAGUAACUUAUGACUACAUUUGAGUAACUUAUGACUACAUUUGAGUAAUCUCAUGACUAUAUUUGAGUAACCUCAGUUCUAGUCGGAAGUACCUCAAAUUCAGAAUAAACAGUCUAUAGACAAGACUUCCUACAUAUAAACAAAGCAACCAUGAGACAAUUCACUAGGAGGGAGGAUAAUAAAGUCCAACUCUAUUUCAACUGUCCGGAGAAGAUAAAUCAAAUUGCGAGAAUGUGUAAGUAUACCGACUACAAGGACAUAACGGUCAUUAUCCAUACAUUUGGUGAAUCAGGUUUGCCAGCAAAACAUAGAAUUAAAUUUGGAAAGGGAUGGAUGGGAAAAGGCGCUGGAAUUCGGGGUGUGGAUUACCUUUACGGUGGUAUGAAAGGCAUUCACAUCUUAAUUACCAUUUCCGAAUCCGUCGAUGAGAUUGAUUGUUGGCUUGAAGGUCCAGAAGACAGGAUUCGCCUAGGUACACCCACGGAUAUUAUAAAUAAUUGGUUCCAUAUGUGUAUGUCUUGCGAGGAAUGGUUAGAGGAAAGGGAAGAACAAAGAAUAAUGGAUAUGGAAAACGAAGUGAUUAUAGAAGAGGCACGGAUAGGAGAUGGAAAUGUUAGAGGAAAUGCAGAUGGAUGCUGAAAUGAGGGAAGCCCUUCAGGGUCAGAUUGAUUAAGGUUGCCAGGUAGUGACCUGGCGAGGUUGUCAAAUCCAAAGACACAAUUGCAAAUCCCUGCCUAAAACAGGGUGUUUUCAUGUAUUCUCAUACAUUUUCAUGCUGAAAUUUAGCCAGGUAGUGACCUGGCUGGGUUGACAAAUUAAAAGACGCAACUGCGGGUCACCUGCCUUACAAACAGAAUCAACUUUUCCAAAAUAAAUCCUAUACAAUAAAAGGGACAUUUCUUAUAUGCCCGAUUCCGUGAGCAUUUUGUGAACUCCAUUGCUUUUUCAAACCUUAUAGGUCUGAAAAACAGAAUCAACCUUAUAAUCACUUUAUAGAUAAACUUUUCUAUAUAAUAAAGCAAUGGAGUUUACCAAACAAAAUGCUCCAAUUUCAGACAAAAAAUUAGCAUCUAUUGAACGAAUGAGAGCUAACGUUCUGGAGAAGGCCCGAGAAAGGGGUUUGAAAAUAGAGGGAAAAAUUAACAACCAUUUCAACAAACUACUCAAGAAGGAAAAAAGAAAGGCCAUUGGAAAGGAAGUCAAAUCAGCAGCAAGACAGUUCCAGAGACGAAGAAGGCAAACCGAUGCUAACGCAAGAAAGGAAAUAAGGGAUGCAAAGAAAUGGAAAAGCGACAUCGUCAAGGAAGAGAAAAGACGGCGAAAGGAGGUCACGGACUGGAAAGCCGAGGCCCAAAAGUGGAAAAAGGAGACCCAGCGACUACGACGAAACGCAAAGGCCCACGAAAGGCGAGCUGAGGAAAACCGUAGAAUCGCAGAGGGUAAAUGGAAAGGCAAGAAAAAGUUUGCCACACUCCAGUUAAAGGUGGGCAACAAGCUUAGCAAAAUCUGGAAAAAAACGAGCAAAAUCCUGAAACCCAUUCUAGCCAAACACGCCAUCAAGAAAAAGGUAAAGAAGUACGUCAUCACCCCAAACGGUAACUACGACCCAUCCUACUUCCUAACCAUCACGGAAGACGAGGUUAAAACACUCAUAAACUCCGAAACGGAACCCAGGAACGUAAGGAUGUCCCUGGCCUGCAAAAUGGUAAGGAGCGACCCGAAAACCGGAGAAGAAGUGUCAACCAUCGCUCACUUCGGAUAA